Molecule: messenger RNA, 1055 nt
Organism: Dissoconium aciculare CBS 342.82
Lineage: Eukaryota; Fungi; Ascomycota; Dothideomycetes; Mycosphaerellales; Dissoconiaceae
Exons: 2
Coding region: 160-789 (209 amino acids)
Source: RefSeq, a predicted model, not a curated record
GAUCGUUUCCAGGAGUUCCGAUGCGACGCGGGUAGUCCGUGUCUGCAGGGAGGUAUACAUACCAACUCAGACGAUGAUCCACCACGGGACAAUGCGCAACCGACCCAGCACCAAGAUCCUUGAAAGGUACAUCACGGCACGUUCGGGAAAACCUGGUUGAUGGCUCGCCCGAUAUUGAAAAAGCCACCACUAAAUUCUCUGCGUCAGGCAAGAGAUGUGCGAUACACAUUCGCCAGUAUCGCGCGUCUCUGCGCCGUCACGAGGAAACCUGCUUUUCACAUAGGACGGUCCAGAGCGAGAGGCGAUGGGUGGUUUCAUGCCGCAAUCGAUCCAGGGUCGUUGCCUGCGUUCCAUUUAGCGCUCGUUCCGCGGAGUGCGCAACGAGGGGAACACAGCGCACAGGACCCCAAUGCCAUCAGCCUGUUGAGCGAGCGCCUUUCCAGGACAACGCCACAGGGUUCAAAAACAUCAUCACAGACCUUCCAACAGGGAGAGACUCGGUGUCACCCAUCACCAUGGUCAGUGGUCGUUUGGAGAAACGAACCGCUGAACCCGAGAGCACUUCGUCGACCAAGAGGGUGUGCGGUGGAUGCUGGUGGAUGCAAACGGCCAAGCACACCACCAGCACCAGCACCGGAUGGAAGAGAGAAAAGUGCAGUCUGGUACCCAACGCGUUCGAUUCACGGUCGCAGACCCGACCAUCUCUUCCACCCGAGACAGCCGCGCUUUUCUAGAAGAGAUUCUCGACGGCCCUGCGAUCCCGUCGUUCGACGGACAACGGCCUGCUAGGCUGGCUGAGAAUCUCCCAGGGGAAAACAGCGAGACACUAAAAGGUUUCAGAGCACUCAGGGCAGAGAGGAUUGGUUAUCACUGCACAAGCAACGGUCUCUCCUUACCAUGAUCGCGCGUGGCCCUCCUCGACGCCACCCAGCACGAGACAAAACAUGAGUCGCCAAAAGAACGAAAUGGAACGCCCGUAUGGGGCCUUUCGCAACCGAGGCCGACUCAGCCCUUUCUCCUCCCUUCCAGAAUGUCUCGCCCUGUAUGUAUCGUCU